AUGGAGGACAUCAGGGCCCUUUGCGAGAAGUACCCGGCUAGGUUCAUCUUCAACGUCGACGAGACAGGCCUCCAGUGGAAGCUCAUGCCCAGGCGCACGUACCUUUCCACCUUGGAGGAUCGGACGACGGCGCGGGGCUCAAAGAGCAUGCACUUCAAGGACCGACUGUCUGCCAUCAUGUGCUGCAAUGCCGACGGCACUGCGAAGGUUGACAUGGCCAUCAUCGGGAGGGCAAAGGAACCCCGCUGCUUCAAGAACGGGGGUUCACCUCUGAAGUACUUCUCGCAGACCAACGCGUGGUCCGACUCCGCGACGUUUCUCAAGUGGUGGCUUGAAGUCUUCCUCCCGUUCGUUCGGCGCUUCAAUCACGAACCUGCGCUGCUGCUGAUGGACGGCUGUUCGUCUCACAGUGAUUUAGUGGACGAUCGCGGGCAAGUUACCGUCAAGACCUACCCUCCGCUGUGCACCGCCGUACACCAACCCAUGGAUUUGGGGGUCAUCGCCAAGACGAAGGUCAACUACAGGAAGGAGCUGCUCGAUGUGAAGACAUCAACCAUGUUGGUGGCUGACACACUUCGCGCCCAGGCCAAAGCCCGCAAGAUGAAGGCCGGGACAAUGGGGCUAGCGCAAGGGCACCAACCUCACGUGCGGGACGCCGCUGAACUUCUCCAGAAAGAAUGGGCCAGCGUCACCGCCCAAGACAUCGCCAGACCCNUGCAGGACGCGCAGAAGCAGGGAUCCCGCGUCGUGGACGAGGAGAUCAGCGAACUGUUGGCAGAACUCAACAUCGAACCCGGAAAGCCGGUCGCGGGGGAAGAGGUGGCCGCGAUUCAGGGGUGGGCUACCAUCGAGGACGACGAGGAGGUGGUAGAGGCUUUUCGAUUGGACGCGGUGGAAGACAUGACAGCACUGCUGGCUGGAACGAACUUAUCUACCGGCGGCGACGACGAGGAGGACGAACAGGACUAGGGAGGCGGCGGUGAGAACACGGGGCGCGAGCGCCGUGCCCCACGUGCGCCACCGGGUUAUGAAGAACUGUCGUCGCACUUCGGCGCCCUGGAAGUGGCAGCAGAGGGCAGUGGCAACGGAGACGCGGCGUCCUACCUAACGAAAGUGAAGAUGUCGAUGAUCGCAGCGCAUUCCGCUAGGCGGGUGCGCCAGACAGACAUUAGAGGAUUUGUCGCGACGUAGAGUUCAUGGUUGUUUCUUUUUCUUGCGGUUCGCUUCCUGUCGUGUACUUGUAGUUUUUAAUUUUUUUUCUCGCAACAUCGAAGCGGGUACGCCAGGCAGACACUCCAGUGUCGCGACGUAGUUUGGGGGGGAGAUACAACUGUAGUGCAGUAAUAUUGAUUUUUGUUUUCUUGCAGUGCGCUUCCUGUCGUGUUUCUUUUUCUGUUUUGUCUUUUGUAUCUUACAACAUCGAAGGAGGGGCUCUAGGGCUUACAUAUAGCUACGUCCACUCUGUACGAACGGGAGCUUUAC
This is a messenger RNA of Ectocarpus sp. CCAP 1310/34, 1482 nucleotides long. Lineage: Eukaryota; Phaeophyceae; Ectocarpales; Ectocarpaceae. The record is from the annotation of a GenBank genome assembly.